Aspergillus ruber CBS 135680 is the source of this 883-nucleotide messenger RNA. Its product is annotated as 50S ribosomal protein L36. Gene Ontology annotation, biological process: translation. Lineage: Eukaryota; Fungi; Ascomycota; Eurotiomycetes; Eurotiales; Aspergillaceae. The coding region runs from base 188 to 523 and encodes 111 amino acids. Gene Ontology annotation, cellular component: ribosome. The transcript has 3 exons. Gene Ontology annotation, molecular function: structural constituent of ribosome. The record is from RefSeq and is a predicted model, not a curated record.
CGGCGAUACAAAAUUUCCGAGCAACAUUUCCUCCGCGCGGGAGUGCGGAAUAGAAACAUCCAAAACCACCAAAAAUCCAUACAUAACCUCAGGAUUAAACAAAACCUGAUUCUGUCUUUAUUCCCGCUCCCCGAACCACCCACUGGCGGUCCUCCAGCUCGAUUAAAGGCCCCGCCGAGCCGCCACGAUGAUGUCCCUCCGCUCUCUCCUCGGUGCCUCCACCGGCACCCUCCGCCAAUACCUCCCGCAAUCGAUAUCCCGUCCGACAUUCUUCUCCCGCUCGUUUUCCAGGCUAUCACUUGCAAAUGGGCUUCGGAGUUUGCGCUUGCGAUCUGAACAGAAGCAGACGCAGGUUGCUGGUAUUGGAGCUGUUGGGGCCAGGCAGAUUGAGCAGGUUCGGGGGAUGAAGACGCGGUCGUCGGUUAAGAGGCUGUGUGAUGGGUGCAAGCCCGUCCGGAGAAAGAACAGGGUUUAUAUCAUUUGCUCCAAGAACCCCAAGCACAAGCAACGGCAAGGGAAAUAAAGAUCGAAUAACGGAAUCGAUUCAUCACGGCUUACCACAUUAAAACGCUACGAAGGUGCAUAGUAUCGGAUGAUUAUGUACUAUUUGAUAUCUAGAACGCUUCGUGGAUAUGCGGCUUUUCAUCUCGACGCCUGGAAUGUCUUUGUCUUUUUCUUUUUUACUGCUGGCUGGUCGCGGCGUACGUUACAUUGUACAUUAGGUUCAUCAUCAAAAGGUCACUAUGGAAUGCUUUUUUUUCUGGUUUUGGAUUGGAAUGUAUCUUUCUGAUGUGUAGCCCUACACGUACAUUGUGCAUUGGUCUGUCUGCUUCAACUCAUAUUAUGAUAGAAUUCUCUGUCGAGACUCGAACCGACUGCCAUU